Spea bombifrons (plains spadefoot toad) is the source of this 2254-nucleotide messenger RNA. RefSeq names its product T-box transcription factor 20 (gene TBX20). Gene Ontology annotation, biological process: heart looping; cell fate specification; vasculogenesis. Gene Ontology annotation, cellular component: nucleus. Lineage: Eukaryota; Metazoa; Chordata; Amphibia; Anura; Pelobatidae. The transcript is spliced from 8 exons. The record is from RefSeq and is a predicted model, not a curated record. Bases 284 to 1609 code for a protein of 441 amino acids. Gene Ontology annotation, molecular function: RNA polymerase II cis-regulatory region sequence-specific DNA binding; DNA-binding transcription factor activity, RNA polymerase II-specific.
UCAACUCCCCACUGAGGCAGACAGUCUUCUUCCAUCAGCCCACCGGACACUCCCUGGCUCCUUGGGACCCCAUGCCAAGACUCUGCUGCACUCAGAGCCCAGCAUCCCAAAGGCAAGCAGCAGCCCCUACAGGGAAGAAGAGGUCCUCACCAAAUAAUGCUCUUCUGUGUCCACAAAAGGCUCUAAGGGUGUCCAGCUUUACCUUGCCUGUAGUGUGCACAGCUCCCAGCGAUCUGCCUGUUCUGCUCCCCUACUUGUUGCUGUGAAGGCAGGCUCCUUCAGCAUGGAAUACACGGCGUCUCCCAAACCCCAGCUCUCCUCCAGGGCUAAUGCCUUCUCCAUUGCGGCUCUCAUGUCAAGUGGGACAGCCAAGGACAAGGAGACAUCGGAGAACACAAUCAAACCCUUGGAACAAUUUGUGGAGAAGUCAUCCUGUGGACAGCCUCUGAGUGACAUGUCCAGUGUUGAUCACCAUGGGGAGUUUAGCAACAGUCCAUCCUCAUUGUGUACAGAACCCUUAAUCCCCACCACUCCCAUCAUUCCCAGUGAAGAGAUGGCCAAGAUUUCCUGCAGUCUGGAAACGAAAGAGCUUUGGGACAAAUUCCACGACCUGGGAACUGAAAUGAUCAUCACCAAGUCUGGAAGGAGAAUGUUUCCAACAAUAAGGGUUUCAUUUUCGGGAGUUGAUCCAGAAGCCAAAUACAUUGUUCUCAUGGAUAUUGUUCCGGUUGACAAUAAGAGAUACAGAUAUGCCUAUCACCGGUCAUCUUGGCUCGUGGCUGGAAAAGCAGAUCCUCCUUUACCUGCCAGGCUGUAUGUGCAUCCAGAUUCUCCAUUUACUGGGGAGCAGUUGCUGAAGCAAAUGGUGUCGUUUGAAAAAGUCAAGCUCACAAACAAUGAAUUGGAUCAGCACGGCCACAUUAUACUGAAUUCCAUGCAUAAAUACCAGCCAAGGGUACAUAUUAUUAAAAAGAAAGACCACACAGCGUCUCUGCUGAAUCUCAAAUCCGAAGAAUUCCGAACAUUUAUCUUUCAGGAAACGGUUUUUACCGCUGUUACGGCCUAUCAAAACCAACUGAUAACCAAGCUGAAAAUUGACAGCAACCCAUUUGCUAAAGGAUUUCGGGACUCCUCUAGACUUACAGAUAUUGAGAGGGAAAGUGUGGAAAGUCUCAUUCAGAAGCAUUCCUAUGCAAGGUCUCCUAUUCGGACAUAUGGAGCAGAGGAUGACAUCUUGGGGGAAGAUAGUCAAGCAGUGCAAAACAGAGGAUCAGCCUUUACAACAUCCGAUAACUUGUCUAUCAGUUCCUGGGUAUCCUCUACUUCGGGCUUUUCUGGAUUCCAGCACCCUCAGUCCCUGACAGCACUGGGCACCAGCACUGCUUCCCUGGCCACGCCACUCUCCCAUCCAAUCCAGGGAUCCCUGCCUCCUUACAGUCGGCUGGGUAUGCCACUCACCCCCACGGCCCUAGCCAGCUCAAUGCAAGGCAGCGGGCCAACAUUCCCUUCUUUCCACAUGCCCAGGUACCACCACUAUUUCCAGCAAGGGCCGUAUGCUGCUAUUCAGGGACUCAGACACUCCUCGGCAGUGAUGACACCAUUUGUAUGACUGGAGUGAAGAGAUGAAUAAACACAGAUAAAUAUACGUGACUGGAGUCAACUAUAGAAGACUGGCCCAUGGAGGAAAACUGUAAUGAUCAGGUUUAUUAGGCACUAUUAUAAAUAAGGAGAAAGGUACAAAACUGCUUGUUGAACGCCUCCCACCCCCAUCGCAGCGUAUGAAAGCAGCGUUGCAUGCAUUUCACCAAUAGGCCAACAUCUUUAUACCAAUCAACUGAGAGGAGUGGAAAUUAAUGGAGAUACAAAUAUGAUGUAUAUACAAAAAUAUUUUUGUCCUUUGAUCUUACAGGAGUAUCAUUAUAAAAGCUGAACAUUGUCUCAAUAAACAGUUUUGGUGAGGCCUUCCCCACAUAUUGACAUAUCCCCCUGUUUCUAACAUAGUUUGAGGCUCUUUCUCCAUUUGUCACAUUGUAAAUAGGCAUGGCGAAACAGAAAACUUAAGACCAGCAGACAACCUUGAGCUGGGUUUCCACGAGUCUUUCCAAGACAUUCCCCCUUGCCAAGAACACGUGAGAGCUGUUCUGUUCAUGGAUAUCUGGAAUAAACAUGAUCAGUAGGACUGUACAUGGAUCAUGGAGGAAAUGUUUUAGCCGUCACUAAUAUCUUGUUUAUCUCUAUCUAUUCUACUAAUCAA